Varanus komodoensis (Komodo dragon) is the source of this 674-nucleotide messenger RNA. RefSeq names its product SPT4 homolog, DSIF elongation factor subunit (gene SUPT4H1). Gene Ontology annotation, biological process: positive regulation of DNA-templated transcription, elongation; mRNA processing; regulation of transcription elongation by RNA polymerase II. Lineage: Eukaryota; Metazoa; Chordata; Lepidosauria; Squamata; Varanidae. Gene Ontology annotation, molecular function: RNA polymerase II complex binding; zinc ion binding. The record is from RefSeq and is a predicted model, not a curated record. Bases 53 to 406 code for a protein of 117 amino acids. Gene Ontology annotation, cellular component: nucleus; DSIF complex. The transcript is spliced from 5 exons.
CUCCAUUUCCUCCUGCCGGUUCGCCAUCGCCGCCUCGGUGCUGGUGGCGGCCAUGGCGUUUGAGACGGUGCCGAAAGACCUCCGACAUUUGCGGGCCUGUUUGCUGUGUUCCCUCGUCAAGACCAUUGACCAGUUUGAAUUUGAUGGUUGUGACAACUGCGAUUCCUACCUGCAGAUGAAGGGGAACCGCGAGAUGGUUUAUGACUGCACCAGCUCUUCCUUCGAUGGCAUCAUUGCCAUGAUGAGCCCUGAGGACAGCUGGGUCUCCAAGUGGCAGCGCAUCAGUAACUUCAAGCCGGGCGUGUAUGCCGUGUCCGUGACGGGCCGUCUGCCGCAAGGCAUUGUGCGAGAGCUGAAGAGCCGCGGUGUGGCCUACAAAUCCCGGGAUACGGCCAUAAAGACCUGAGAAGAGCUUGCCCCUCACCCCUGCCCCAGUCGGGCCCCCUGUUCUGCAUAUAGGGCUGGGCCAGACUGCUGCAGCAACCUGCCGGGGGGCUCCUCUGCUGGGUUGGUGGACUUGGAAGGGGCCGGGGGUGGCCUGCUAGGAAGGGCACCGCUCUCCUCACCCCCGACAGCAAGUUGAGUCUCCUGGGGAGCCACAGCCAGCAGUUUGCAAGGUAAAUGACUUGCAAUCUAUGUAAAUAGCUUUUAAUAAAUUUGGUUUUGGAGUCAGA